Bacillus rossius redtenbacheri is the source of this 3397-nucleotide messenger RNA. RefSeq names its product RNA polymerase II subunit A C-terminal domain phosphatase (gene Fcp1). Gene Ontology annotation, cellular component: nucleus. The record is from RefSeq and is a predicted model, not a curated record. Gene Ontology annotation, molecular function: RNA polymerase II CTD heptapeptide repeat phosphatase activity. The transcript is spliced from 9 exons. NCBI's taxonomy places the organism in Eukaryota, Metazoa, Arthropoda, Insecta, Phasmatodea, Bacillidae. The coding region runs from base 28 to 2349 and encodes 773 amino acids.
GCGUCUACUGAACAAGUUUUGUCUACAAUGGGCGGUAAAGCAAAAGUUGUUGUGCUUCCAACUUCAAAAGCCAUAAAAAUAUUAAAAUGGAAAGUUAAAGAAGGCUCAGUUAUCUCAGUAGGACGUAUUUUAUUGUAUUAUGAUAUUAAUUCCAAUUUUAACUCUCGCAUUCAGUUAAAAUUAAAAUCUACAAAUGUUGGAACUGUACGGAAACUAUUGGCAAAAGAAGGGGAGCUAGUCCAUCCUGGGGAAGGCCUGCUGGAGCUGGAGGAGUGCACGCACCCCACCGUCAUGAAGGACAUGUGCGCGGAGUGCGGGGCCGACCUACGGCAGGGGGACCAGACGCUGCUGCACGCCUCCGUGCCGAUGGUGCACAGCAUCCCGGAGCUCAAAGUCAGCCACGAGCAAGCCCAGCUGCUCGGCAAGGCGGACGAGGAGCGUCUGCUGCAGGACAGGAAGCUGGUGCUGCUGGUGGACCUGGACCAGACGCUCAUCCACACCACCAACGACAACAUCCCCGCCAACCUCAAGGACGUGUACCACUUCCAGCUAUACGGGCCGCAGUCGCCCUGGUACCACACGCGCCUCCGCCCGGGCACGCACAAGUUCCUGCGCGAGGUCAGCAAGUACUACGAGCUGCACAUCUGCACGUUCGGGGCGCGCAACUACGCGCACAUGAUCGCCCUGUUCCUGGACCCCGACGGCACCUACUUCUCCCACCGCAUCCUGUCCCGCGACGAGUGCUUCAACCCCUUCUCCAAGACCGCCAACCUCAAGGCCCUUUUCCCUUGCGGGGACAACAUGGUGUGCAUCAUCGACGACCGCGAAGACGUUUGGAACUACGCUCCGAACCUGAUACACGUGAAGCCGUACCACUUCUUCCAGCACACGGGUGACAUCAACGCCCCGCCCGGCCUGGCGAAGCAGGAGGAAGACGAAAUCACGGGCUUCGAUUUUUCGAAACUCGGUUCCGAGGAGAAGAAGGCCGUGAGCCCGGCGACGGAGGUGAACGGCAAGCCGGAGCCGAAGGAAGACGUGCAGAAGGCGGCCGCCGAGGAGGCUGAGGAGCCGUCGCAAGCGAACGGCGUGAGCGGGGACGGUGAAGCGGAGAGAAGUGACGCGGAGGAUCGGUGCGGGGGGGCGGGAGGGGACCUCGACGUGUCGGACGACGAGGGCAAGGACGACGGUGUGGAGAAGAAGUCUGGCGAGGUAGUGGACGAGACAGCCGGGCGGAGCGGUGAGGCCGAGUGCGGGGAUAGCCCCCUGGAGCGGGAGAAGGGGGUGGACCGGAACGGGGGCGACCAGGAGGCGGCCGCUGCGGGAACCGGCGGGGAGGAGACGAAGCAGGGCGCCGCGGACGAGGACGACCUCAUAGAAGUGGAGGACGGGGACGACUACCUUCUGUACCUGGAGGAGAUCCUGAAGAACGUGCACAGCGAGUUCUACAGGCUCAGAGUCGAGAGCAGCGUAGAGAACCCUGACCUCAAAACCAUCAUUCCAGAUGUCAGGAGCAAGGUGCUGGCCGGCACGAGCCUGGUGCUCAGCGGGCUGGUCCCCACGCACGUGACCCUGGAGAAGAGCCGCCCCUUCCUGGUGGCGCGCUCCCUGGGGGCGGAGGUGACCACGGACGUGACGCCCCGCACGACGCACCUCGUGGCCGUGAGGCCCGGCACGGCGAAGGUGAACUCGGCCCGGCGGGCCAGGAAGGUGCGCGUCGUCACGGCCGACUGGCUGUGGAGCUGCGCGGAGCGCUGGGAGCGCGUGGACGAGCGGCUCUUCCCGCUGAACCGCAAGGGCCUGGCCAGGAGGCACCCCCCGCCGCACUGCGUCAGCCCCGAGCUGCGGUCCUCCUCCGGCCGGCCGGCCGCCAGGCAGCGGACGCCGAGCGGGCGCUUCAUGGACACCAUCAACCCGCUCAUGUCCUUCUCCCCGGAGGACAUAGCCAACAUGGACCGGGAGGUGGAAGACAUCUUCAACGAGUCGGGCAGCGACGGCAACGACGCGGAGACGGAGGUGUUGGCACCAGCGUCUGCGCCGGCCGAGCUGCGCGACGACCCGGACAGCAGCACCGACUCUUCCGACUCGCUCGCGGGAGAGCACCCGCGCGGCUGGCGCACGCCGGUCGGGCGCAAGCGGCCGGCCAGGGAGAUGGCGACGGAGUCGGACGACGAGGAGGAGGAGUCGCCGAGCGCGAAGUUCCGGCGCGGGGAGGCGCUGCCCAGCGACCUGGACCUCGGCACGGAGGAGAACAGCGAGGGCAGCGAGGGGCCGCUGGACAGCGGGGACGACGGCGAGUGGAACAUGAUGGGGGCCGCGCUGGAGCGCGAGUUCCUGUCGGGCAGCGACUGACUCGAGUGCUCGCGCGAGCGUGGCGGGGACCUGCCGUCGUCGGUGGGGUUCGCAAAGUAUUUCAAACGAUACUUGCAGUGUGGCAAAAUGUGACGGUUUCUUGUUCAACCCGGGGAAAAAAAAAAAAAAUAUCACAAAGUUGUUAAAAUGCAUGGACUUUAGAAAGUUUGCAAUAUCCCAAACAACCCAAUUCAUAUUUAUUUGUAUCAGCUCAAGGUUACGUUUUUUUUUUUUUACUGCACUUUUUAUUUUUUACCAGAGAUUUUGAUUAGUUGUUACUGCCAGAUAUUUUGUGUACUAGUACUAAUUAACAAUGUAAAUAUUGUAUGUAGAAUCUUUGUCAUAUUGGCAAUACUGUUCUACUAAGCGGAUUAUUUUUUAGCUAAUUUAUUGGAAGUCACCUUCCUCGUGUACAAAAUUUUGUUACAGCUUGCAGAAGUUAGUGUAUAAUUUGUGCAAAUUGUUUAUUGAGUCAGUUUUGUCAUAUUGGUGAAACUAUUCAUGUAUUCAAGGAAGCAAAUAUGUUUAGAAUUUUUUUUUUACAUUAUUUUAUAAAAUUUGCUAUUAUAUAAAAAAAAAAUUCUGAAAGCUAAUAUUAAAUUUCUGGAUGGAUUUUACUAAUUAAUUUGUGAUCCAUUCCCAAGAAUGGAGAACUCUUAAGUGAAUAUUUACCUAUGUUUUUUUUGGUCUAUGCACAAAAAAAAAAGUGUAGUUGCUGAGUGUUCAACCUACAGUUGAUGUAAUUGUCGAAUACCGUACUUGCAGUGUGAAAUCAACUUUAGGUAAAGCUGUGAACUAUCCAAAAUUUUUAAAAGAAACAGCAAUUUGAAUCUUGUAGCAGAGAUUUCUCUGUCAGUACAAAGUGAAAAUUCUUAUCAUCCAUGCAAGGUUCGGAUAGAUAAUGUUCCCUGGUAAAAAAAAAUUAUUUCUGAGUCUGUGAAUUGUGUACCUGGUGUUCUGAAGUUUUAGCUGAAGGAGAGUAGGAGUUAGAAAUGAAUGGCAUGUUGGCCAUUUCAAACACUGUUAAAUAAAAUAAGAUAUUAAAUUA